Eimeria acervulina is the source of this 1749-nucleotide messenger RNA. RefSeq lists its product as hypothetical. NCBI's taxonomy places the organism in Eukaryota, Apicomplexa, Conoidasida, Eucoccidiorida, Eimeriidae. Bases 1 to 1749 code for a protein of 582 amino acids. The transcript has 2 exons. The record is from RefSeq and is a predicted model, not a curated record.
AUGCAGAGGAGUCUGUCAUCUUCCGCGUUUGCCGUCGCCUCUACAACCCCCGGCAUAGGUGGAACAAGAGCAUCCCUCACACCCCCAGCGUUGAAGAAGGACCAUGAAGAGCCCCAGGGCAAAAAGAGAGCCAUAACGUCCCUAGGCGUCACCGUAGGAACACCAGAUUCAAUUCAACAGGAAGCGAGCAGAAGAUGCUGGGCGAAGAGAACGAACCAAGACUCCAAAGCUUCCACGUCAGUAUUAUACGAAGGGGCAGAAGAUGCUCUUGCUGCGAGAGAGCUUGUACAGACAAGAGCGACUCUUUUACUUCAGAAGCACCACGGAAACAACAGCGAUUCUUUGCAACAGUUGCUUUCUCUCGAGGGAGAGGUGCGCGGGCAGAUGGCGCUGCUGGGGUCUGAAACUCAUCGGGAAGAGCCACACUCACGAACCGCUUAUGGAGACCCCCCAAAUGCUGCGGAAAAGCGCAGUGCAAGCCCACCCAUACCGGAGGAGACACCUGAUUUUCACACGCACAAAAGACUGCCCCCCUCACCACCACACCGCUUAAUUGCUCAUUCCGAUCUCCGUUGCUGCUGUAACAGUGCGCACAUCAGUAAGCGCACGCCACAUCAAACGAAUGCUCCCGUGUCUGUCAGCGAUAGCGCAACCAGGGAGCUGCAGCCAGCUUUUGGGGAGCAACAUUGGCUCAGUCUUGCUCGUCAAGUUUCGCUCAUACAAGAAGUGCUGCUGCGGAAUCAGCAGCAGCAUCAGAAGCUGCAGCGCAAGAAACGCAGUGAUAGACAGGGUGGAUCAUCCAGAAAGUUCAUGCAAACAGGUGACUUCAUGGAGGUAAAUGCAAGUGAUAGCAGUGCCCACUCCAACCCACUCGACCAAGCAGCGGGAAGGUCGUUUUCACCUCCAACAGUAGCAAAGGAAUGUGCUUUACAACGGGGAGAGGGCAAAAACGACACUGCUCCUAGUACUUGCAUACAAGAAAAAGAUAAGGUGCAGCCGGGACGACGCUCAGUAGCGGAGGAGAGACUCAGGAGGCACCGACUGCGAUUACAGCAGCAAAAGGAGCAAAAGGACAAAGGAGAAAAUGACGCUCUAAGGCAACGCUCCAGCAGGCGAUGGCGUAAUGAUGGGCUCGUUGACACCAACAACUUCAUCCCCGUGCCUGAUGUACAGCCGCGUGAAUGUGACAGCAUUGCAAAUGCUGCGAACAGCCAGUGCAACCCUGGAUGCAGCAAUAGUAGCUGCGGGGCAGAUACCGUCCAUAAAGUUCGAAGUUUCUCCGGAACACAGCCGACACCAGCCACCCCAGCAACUCGGGAAGGUCUCAGUGAAACCCAACCUUUAGAGGCACCAACUGCACUACCUACGAAUACAAGCCAGCUAACCCACGGGCUUCCGCCUAUGGCGAAACUAGCACUUUUGGCGCGUCCUGCCGGAGCCGAAAGAUCGCGAGCUCCGUCAGGGCAACUGCGACCGUAUCCACCUACAGGGACCCCUCGGCUUCCAGUUUUCCCUGCUGCAGAAGCUGCUGCCCCUUGCCAGACAGCCUCGAAGGCAGAGCUCUCAGACGACAAAUCCAAGACCACAUGCACGCAACAGAUGCUCACUCAAGCUGACUCCGAUAGUACCACACAAGCGCAACGUAGCUCCACAAAACAAAGCAAUCCAGGGGCCAGUCGCCAGCUUGCAUCUGUUGGAGCCCUGCCGCCUCCUGGAGAAGUGGCUGAUCUUCUUUUAGGCAUGAAAUAA